This is a messenger RNA of Plasmodium falciparum 3D7, 4323 nucleotides long. It is a transcript of the gene WRN, whose product is annotated as RecQ family ATP-dependent DNA helicase. Gene Ontology annotation, biological process: DNA replication; DNA repair; DNA recombination. Gene Ontology annotation, molecular function: nucleotide binding; ATP binding; helicase activity. The record is from RefSeq and is a predicted model, not a curated record. Lineage: Eukaryota; Apicomplexa; Aconoidasida; Haemosporida; Plasmodiidae.
AUGCUUAAAUUUUUAAAUGUUAAGAGUCCAGUGGUAAGUUCAGAUGUGGAUGAAAUAACAGAUGAUAGCGAUAAAGGAGAUGUAAGUUACACUUUAGAAGAAUUAAGAAUGAAAAUGGAGAUAACUCAGAAAAAACAUUUUGGUUAUAAGAAUUUAAAAGAUUUUCAAGUAGAAGCUGUUCAUGCUACUUUUCAUAAGAAAGAUAGUUUUAUUGUUAUGGCAACGGGUAUGGGUAAAUCACUUUGUUAUCAGAUUCCGUCCCUCAUGGAUGUAUGUAGAAAGAAAUUUACUAUUGUUAUAUCUCCUUUAAUAUCUUUAAUGAAAGAUCAAGUUGAUAACUUGAAUAGAAAAAGAAUAUCAUCUGUUUUUUUAGGUAGUGGACAGAAAAUGAAUAAUAAUAAAAUAUUGAACGAAAUUAAACAUGGUAUAUAUAAAAUUGUUUAUUGUAGUCCUGAAUAUGCAUUAAAUAAUAAAGAUGUAUUUAUUUUAUUAAAAAAUCGCAUUUUACUUAUUGCGAUCGAUGAAGUUCAUUGUAUGUCGGAAUGGGGACAUGAUUUUCGUCCUUCUUAUAGAAAAUUAAAUGAACUCAGAAUAAUUUUAAAAGAAAUCCCCAUAAUGUGUUUAACGGCUACAUGCACAAAGAAUGUUCAGAGUGAUAUACUAAAAAAUUUAAAUUUCGAUUUACAAAAUUGUUUAAUAAAACGAAGUAGUGUUAAUAAGAAAAAUUUGUUUUAUAGUGUUCGAGAGAAAACCGAUAUAUAUCAUGACUUAAAAGAUAUUUUAGAUAUCCCUUUAAAAGAAUCCAUAGAAAGAACAAAAAAGUUUAUAGAUAAUUCAAAAAUAUGUUCAUAUAAUUCAACACUUAUUUAUGUAAACUCUAAAAAAGAAUGUGAAAGUGUUUAUUCCUUUUUAAAAGAAAAAGGGUUAUUAGUAUUAAUGUAUCAUGCAGAUUUAACAAAUGAUCAAAAAAAAGAAGCUCAUGAAAAAUUCUUAAAAGAUGAAAUACAAAUAAUUGUUGCUACGGUUGCUUUUGGAAUGGGUAUUGAUAAACCAGAUAUUAGAAGAAUUAUACAUUAUGGUUUUGCAAGAUCAUUAGAAGCAUAUGUACAACAAGUUGGAAGAGCUGGUAGAGAUAAUAGUGAUGCUGAAGCUAUACUCUUUUUUCAUAUUAAUGAUGAAUCCAAAAUUAAAAAUAUUAUUCUAAGAGAAAAUACAGCUAAUAAUUUAAUAGAAACAAAUUUUCAAAGAGUAGAACAUAUAGUACAUAUAUUUACACAAGCAUCUGAUUAUGCGUAUUCUACAGCAUGUAGAAGAAAAAAAAUAUAUGAAUAUUUUGAUGAAGCACCUUUAACAUCUUAUGAUAUAGACAUUUUUAAUGAUAAACGGAAUGAAGGAAUAUGUUAUUAUAUAAAGAAGUAUGAUAUAUAUUUAUGUGGUAAAUGUGAUAAUUGUGUAUAUUGUCUAAAUUUAAUAAAAAAAAAAAAUGGAAUUAAAACGAAUAAGAUAAAUAAUAAUAAUAAUAAUAAUAUUAAUAUUUAUAGUAAUAGUAAUAAUAAUAAUAAUAUUAAUAGUAAUAAUAAUAGUAGGGAGUAUUAUCUUGAUAAUGAUAUAAAAAAAGAAACAAGCUUAAAAUCACUCACAUGUUAUUAUAUUUCCUCAUCUUCCAAUUCUUCUUUUUCAUCAUAUAUUUUUGAUAAUGUUGUUGAUUUAACAAAUGAAUUGAAAACACUUUUAAAUUGUAUCUCUUCCUUAAAAGGGAAAACAGGAUUAUCUACUGUAUGCAAAAUAUUGGUAAAAAGUAAAGAAUCUUCUAUUAUUAAAAAAAAUUAUCAUAAUAUUAAAGAAUAUGGUAAAGGAGCACAUAAAUCCACAAAUUGGUGGUCGUCUUUUAUGAAAGUUGUAAGGAAUGAUAAGUUUAUAAAAGAAACAUUAAAUUGUGGGAAAGAAAUGUGUUAUAUAAGUGUAGGUGUUACGGACAAAGGAGAGGAAUUCAUACAAAGUAAAGAAAAAUAUAUUAUAGCAUUACCAUUCUUUUUAAAUACAUCACCUAAAUCGUCUAAUACUAGAAAUAAAAAAACGAAAAAAGAUACUUAUGGUAAGUAUAGUAAUAAUAAAGAAACCAAAUAUGAGAAUAUUACAUAUGAAUAUAAAGAUAAAUAUAAUGAUAAUGAUAAUGAUAAAGAUAAUGAUAAUGAUAAUGAUAAUGAUAAUGAUUAUAGUAAGGAUAUUUAUAAUGUGGAUGAUUAUAAAUAUGAUGAUCAUCAUAUUUCAAGUAAAAUCAAACAACAACAAGAACAACAUAAUAAUAAUAUUAGAGAUAUAUAUUAUAAUGAUAAAGAUGUUGAAUAUGAUAAAUCUAUUCAUAAUAUUAACAAAAAUACAAAUAAAAAUUUGAGCUAUAUAACUAUCGAAUCAGGUGAUGAAAAAGGAAAUACAAAUUGUAUUAUUAAUAAGGAAAAUAUAAAUAGAGAUAAUAAUUUUGAAAAAACACAUAAAAAUAAUAUAGAGAAAUAUGAAUAUAUAGAAAGUUAUCAGAAACAAAAAAACAAUAAUAAGAAUAAUAAUAUUCAAAUUAAUAAUAAGAAAUAUGAUGAUAAUAAAUAUGAAUAUUUUAAUAUAAAUAAAAAUGAUUUCAUUAUGAAAGAAAAUAGAUAUACUAAAGAAGAAAAAAUAUUAUCUGAUGAACAAAUUAAUGAUUCUAUUAUGAAAAUAUUAUUAAGAACAAGAAUGUUAGAAGCAAGAAAACAAAACAUACCACCUUUUCAAUUAAUAUCUGAUCAACCAUUAAAGGAUAUAUGUCAUAAAAGAUUAACAUCGGUCGAAUUAAUUAGGAAACAUGUCUAUAAUAUUUCCCCAAUUUGUCCAAAUACUUUUCUCGAAAAAAUCGUAUCAGGUAUUAGAGGAUUUUGUUUAUUACAUGAUUUAAAAACAGAUAUUCUAAAUUUAAAUAUUUAUAACCCUAAUCAUAACAAUUCUCCAAUACCCAUCAAUGCAAAAACAUCGACACUUAAAAAUUUUGAAAAUUUAAUUUCUUCUUAUAAUUAUUAUGAUCGAAAUAAAUAUGCACCACGUGAAGAAAGCAAAAGUAAUGAAACAUAUAGUUAUGAACAUUAUACAGGCACGGAACGUAAAUGUAAACAUUUUGUUACUCAAGAAGAUGAAUAUAAUCAUGCCGACAUUUCAAAAAUGAGUAGACAUACUAAUAUUUAUGAACACAAAAAGAACAUGAACGAUCAUACAUAUGAUCUUCAUAAUUAUAAUAAUAAUAUAACAUAUGAUUAUGGAGACAUUCCAAAAAAUACAUUAAUUCAAUAUAAGAAUAGUCUCACGGAUCAAAAUACAAUAAGUAUGAGUGACAUAAAUAGUGAUAACAAGAAUAUGGUAUAUAAUAACCAUAUAUUUAAUAAAAAUCAUAGUAUUAUUACAAAUUAUAAUAGUAGUGCUGAAAAUAAUUCUUCUUUACAAAAUGAAUUCUAUCGAAAAAAAACAAAUAUAAUAGAUGAUAACAAUAUUGGACAUCAUACCUAUAAUAUUAAUGAUAAUUAUCAUACUAACGAUGUAUUAUUAACAAAUGCUAUAAUUAAAGAUCGUCCUAAGAAAAAACAUGAUGAUAUAUUUAGUAAUUUUUGUUAUAAACGUGAUGAAAGCGAAACAGGUGUUCAAGGAAAUGUAACACAUGUGAAGAAAGAUAUAAAUAAAGGCUAUCAAGAAAAUAAAAAUGAUAUUACCUUUUUACAAAAUAAUAUUAGUCAACACACAAACAAUAUGAUACAUAAUAAUGGUAAAGAUGUAAAGAAUAAUCUUAGUGCCUUGGAUGAUGAUGAUGAUGAUGAUGAUGAUGAUUUUAAAUUUAUUAAUCAAAUUCAAACACUUGGAUUACAUGAACAAAAUUGUAAAGAGGAAAAUAAUUAUCAAAAUAGCUUAACGAAUGAACAUGUACAUAUACCCAAUUAUAAUUUAUAUCAAGAGGAAAAUACACGAAAUGAAAAUGAAAAAAGAAAAAUAAAUAUAAAUUUAAAACAAGAAGACCAAAACAUAUAUACUAAAAGACAUCAAUAUUUAACUAAUCCAAAUGAACAUAGUGUUAAUAAUAUGCAUAAUAUACAUUUAAAAGAAAAUAAUAUUCCUAAGUAUGAUUAUACAAAUCAAAAUGUGCAUGAAAGUAAUCAAAAAAAAAAUGAUUUUUAUGAAGAAAAAAAAAAAAAAUUCAAUUUUAUAGAAUCCUUUUCAUAUAAUAAUAAUCAAGAAGAUAAAAAGCGUGUAAACAAUUUGGAUAUAUUAGAUCAGUUCGUUUAUAGAGACGUAAAAAAAAGAAAAACAUGA